AUGGUCUUCAUCCUAGGCGUUAACUUCCCCGAGCGGAACCUGCUCAAGGCAAGCCAACCCUCAUACGCUCGCAGUAAAUCCCUCGAGACUUUCUUCGGAAUCGGCAACAAUGGCUCCUCCCGCCUCCUGUCCCGCUUCAACAUCCACCCGACCUGCCGCGUCGGCGAGCUGGCCAACAAGCAGGUCCUGGAUUUGACCGCUGUGCUAUCAGAAAUGAAGAUUGAGAACGACUUGCGCCGAGAAGUUCUCAAUGAUAUCAAGCGUCUAAAGGAGACUGGAACAUACCGCGGCCGACGUCACGCGCUUGGCUUGCCUGUACGGGGACAGCGGACACGGACUCAAAUCAAAACUCCUGUCCGGUUGAACCGCAUGGAGCGAAGGCUCUAA
Penicillium antarcticum is the source of this 387-nucleotide messenger RNA. RefSeq names its product mitochondrial 37S ribosomal protein uS13m. Bases 1 to 387 code for a protein of 128 amino acids. NCBI's taxonomy places the organism in Eukaryota, Fungi, Ascomycota, Eurotiomycetes, Eurotiales, Aspergillaceae. Gene Ontology annotation, cellular component: small ribosomal subunit; ribosome; mitochondrion. The transcript is spliced from 4 exons. Gene Ontology annotation, biological process: translation. The record is from RefSeq and is a predicted model, not a curated record. Gene Ontology annotation, molecular function: structural constituent of ribosome; RNA binding.